AUGUUUAGCGUUGCUAGGGGAUUGUGGAAACGUAGUCUCCCAGUUGGGAGACAGCUGUGCAGAUCAUUAUCGCUACAACAGUAUACAUGUAGGAAUAAUCAGAUUCCAAUUUCGACAGGGAUGUUGAUGAAUAUUGGUAGGACGGGUAGUUCAAGGUUGAAUAUAGUUGUUCCCGAUACAUGGAAGGUAUCAAUUGAUAUGAAGGAGGGAGUUUUAAAGGAGUUGGAACAGGAGGAAAUGCAUAUGGACAGUGUGAUGAGGAAGAGAAGGACUAAGAUGAAGAAACAUAAGUUAAGGAAGAGAAGGAAGAAGCAGAGAGCUGAACGUAGGAAGUUGUCCCAGGGUAAGUAA
Molecule: messenger RNA, 351 nt
Organism: Eremothecium cymbalariae DBVPG#7215
Lineage: Eukaryota; Fungi; Ascomycota; Saccharomycetes; Saccharomycetales; Saccharomycetaceae
Gene: QRI5
Product: mitochondrial 37S ribosomal protein mS38
Exons: 1
Coding region: 1-351 (116 amino acids)
Biological process (GO): mRNA processing
Cellular component (GO): mitochondrion
Source: RefSeq, a predicted model, not a curated record